CGGCGCUGGACGGCGGCCGGCUGACGCCGUGGGGUGUGGGCGGAAGCGGGAAGCGGCCGACCGGGGCUCGGCGGCGGAGGCGCCAUGGGGGCGGUGCUGGGGGUCUGCUCGCUGGCCAGCUGGAUCCCCUGUCUGUGCAGCGGUGCCUCGUGCUUGCUGUGCCGGUGUUGUCCCAACAGCAAGAACUCAACAGUGACGCGUCUUAUCUAUGCCUUCCUCCUCCUCCUCAGCACUGUUCUCGCCUGCAUUAUGCUGGCGCCAGGGAUGGAAGAGCAGCUGAAAAAGAUACCUGGAUUUUGUGAUGAGGGCCUUCAUACUCGGAUACCGCAUAUGGAUGGCUUUGUCAGCUGCGAUGUGUUUGUUGGAUACAGAGCUGUCUAUCGAAUCAGCUUUGCCAUGGCAGUGUUCUUCUUUCUCCUCUCUCUGCUCAUGAUAGAAGUUAAAACAAGUAAUGAUCCGAGAGCUGCGGUACACAAUGGGUUCUGGUUCUUCAAAAUAGCUGCCAUUGUGGCUAUCAUGGUUGGAGCAUUUUACAUUCCUGAAGGGCCUUUCACAAGAGCUUGGUUUGCUAUUGGUAUUUUUGGAGCCUUCUGCUUCAUUCUUAUCCAGUUGGUGCUGCUUGUGGAUUUUGCUCACUCCUGGAAUGAGAGCUGGGUUGAGAGAAUGGAGGAGGGAAAUUCUAAAUGUUGGUAUGCAGCUCUGCUGUCCUGUACAAUCUUGUUCUAUGGCUUGUCACUGGUAUUUGUUGUCCUUUUCUAUGUUUUCUACACGAAGCCUGAUGACUGCACUGAGAACAAGUUCUUCAUAAGCAUUAAUAUGAUCCUAUGCAUUGCGGUCUCCAUUGUUUCUAUCCUUCCAAAAGUUCAGGACCAUCAGCCUCGCUCUGGCCUCCUCCAGUCCUCUGUUAUCUCGCUCUACACCAUGUAUCUCACUUGGUCAGCCAUGUCCAAUGAGCCUGAACGAAGCUGUAACCCAAGUUUGCUGAACAUCAUUACUCAGAUAACUACAGCCACAGUUGUUCCGGCAAAUACCACUGUUGUACCUGCUACUCCGGCUCCGCCCAAGUCCCUGCAGUGGUGGGAUGCCCAGAGUGUUGUUGGAUUGGCUAUCUUUGUCCUUUGCCUCUUGUAUUCCAGCAUUCGCUCUUCAAGUAACAGCCAGGUGAACAAGCUGACGCUGUCUGGGAGUGAUAGUGCCAUUCUGGAGGAGACUGCGGGAUCAGGCAGCGGGGCUGCAGAGGAAGGAGAAGUGCGCCGUGUCAUGGAUAAUGAGAAGGAUGGUGUUCAGUACAGCUACACAUUCUUUCACUUCAUGCUUUUCCUUGCCUCUCUUUACAUCAUGAUGACACUCACGAACUGGUACAGCCCUGAUGCAGAUUUUAAAACAAUGACCAGUAAGUGGCCAGCCGUGUGGGUGAAGAUAUCCUCCAGCUGGGUUUGUCUCCUUCUCUAUCUUUGGACCCUAGUGGCUCCUCUUGUCCUCACUAAUAGGGACUUCAGUUAAAUUGCUGCACCUGUCUGAGCUUACAGAAGUGAGGAACUCUUCGCUGAAAGCCAAAACAUUCAUGUAUUGCUUUAGUUAUACUGUCUAUGUUACUGUUUAUGUUAGUAGGAACAUACAGGUGGCUAGAAAGUUAUGUAAUGCAUAAUGCUUGCAGCAGUGUCAAAGUUAUUAUCAGUUAUCUUUAUUUUAAUCUUCAGCCAUGGUUAUCUUACUGUUGCAUUUUUAAAAUUCACUACAGCUGUGCUACCAAAGCACAAAAGAAAAUCUGUUCUGUCCAAAAGCCACAACCUUUCUACUGAAUAUAAAUGACACUUAGCUAAAUAAGUAGUGUAAUAUAUUUUAAAGAACAGUUAUAUUCAGCAUAAUGCACUAGUAUGCUAACGCUUCAGUUCCUAGAAGUGUAAGCCAUGCUGCUCAAUUUCUACGUUCCACUGCAAAAGUGUGUUAUACUUACCUUCCUGUGUUGUGGCAAAACCUCCCUUAUUCCACACCAAAAGAACAGAACUUUGAGGUUGAAACUCUGGUGAACUCUUAAUUCCUUUUAAGAACAGACUUGCCCUUUCUAAGAUUCAACUUCUUUUUUUAGUAUGUUUGCCAAAUAUUGAGUGGUAAGUGUAUGACUAGUUUAAACAACUUUGAUUAUGGUGGAGAAAUAGAGCUUCUAAUUGAUUUCACUUGUCUCAUGUGCUUAAAAUAAUGUACAUGAAAGUUAUUAUUGGCACUAAGGCGUUUGCACUGUGAACUCGUUUGAAUAAAGCAGACUAACUACUGAAA
This is a messenger RNA of Phalacrocorax carbo (great cormorant), 2277 nucleotides long. NCBI's taxonomy places the organism in Eukaryota, Metazoa, Chordata, Aves, Suliformes, Phalacrocoracidae. The record is from RefSeq and is a predicted model, not a curated record.